UCACAGCUGUUGUUAAUGUUGCUUGACAUUAGCGCAAAUUCUGUUGUUUAAAAACUUUAUUGGUGCAUGUUAACCAAAUUGGAUGCGAGUGUUUUUUAUAUAAAAAUUUAAUAAAGAAGAUUUCUGAACUAGACAGUCGGUUAAGGACAUUCGCGAUUAAUUCGAUAGUGAUGAGAGAUAUAAAUGACGUCCUGAAAUUAUUUGCGAAUGAAUACAACAUGGAUUAUUGUCGUCACUUUGACCGAAUCAAAUCGUCUUUGGAGUACUGUAACCGCCACCUGAAGAACUUCGAGAAGAUCCACUUUCGAGGCGGCAACGAAACAGUUAUUGAUGAGAUCAUUUCCAAACUAGAAGAAGACAUAAAAGGACUUGCCUACGUUGAAAAUGCUCACGAUUUACAGAAAAUCACAUUUUUCUUGGUUUUGAAUACAGACGCCACCUACAAAUAUGAUUUGAAAUCUGAUCAGCAAAUUUGUCAUGUUCUCGGCAUAGUACCUCAAAUUCCAAAAUGCUUGUUAAUAUCAAUUGUAUGGGGUUUGAAGUUAGACAAGUCGUUCUAUGAAUGCUUAUCCUACACGCCGAGUUGGUUCUCGAUACAGUUUAUUGAACCAGCGGCAGCUUCCAUGAAACAUCUUGAACCCUAUGAUGUUCUCGACAAAAUUGAGAAUCUCGUCACUGCAGUGUUCACUAACAUAUGUCGUAUGAAUUUCCGCCAAAUCGAUGUGGUGACGGCAAAAAUAAUAUUGAAUAAGUUUUAUGAUCAUACCAUGGAGCUACUGAGGCAAUUUUACACUCCGGACAUUGAAAAGUUUUCAGAUUGGCCGAAACGAGAAUUUUUCAAAUAUUCCGGAUUUGCCAUUCGUCAUAUUUUGAAAAUGGUGCUAUUCUGUUUCGACCGACUUGAAUACCCGCUGAAGCGAAAAGUGGAGGAUGAAUAUCGUAUUUAUGAAAUUUGCACCGAUGUAUCUCCGAUAAAUGAAGAAAAUCAAGAUGGCUAUUCAGAUGCAGUUCGAGAUAUUUUAAACAAAAUAUUGAUAGCGCUUCUGAAUACACUUCAAUAUAAUGUGAUGUUGGUGACUAUUGAUGUAUUUAUGCAUUGGGCCGAAGAAGAUGUGAAUCCUGAAUUGACUUUGCAAGCUGACAUAGGGAGCUAUGCAUAUCGAGUGCUGGCACGCAUGGCAACCAACAGACAAUUUGGCCAUGAUGUGGAAAAUCAUCUGAAGUUCAUAGCUAUUGAGCCGAAAACUUUAAAGGAAACUAUAAGAGAGGCGAGCAUAGGUGACAUUUUAAGAAAGAUUGAAUCUGAGGAAAUCGAUAAAAAAGAGAAACAACUAUGGUUGGACGAACUUCUAACAAGAACUGUGAUUUUCAAUAACGAUGAAUGCUUAGAGACAGUCAGCACGUGCGCUCAGUUUCUAAGUUUCAAUAAUUGCAUUCAAAUCCUUGACUAUGUAAAAAUAAUCAAAACAGAAACCGAGGAUGAUAUCAGCAUGGGGGAUAUGAAUGAAUGGAUUCCGACAAUUCUUACCAAAGCAUUAGACAACUUCAAAGCAGAUCAACUGAUUGAGUUGAUUCUGUAUGAAAUUCGACACUUUGGAAAGGACGUUACAUUUUUCCAAUGGGAACAGUUCGAACAAAGAUGCACCGUAUUCUUUAAUAAAUCAGUAGAGAACAUUGACUUGAAGGCUUUCCUUAAAUUGUGCUUUGAAAAUCCGGAGUGUGUUUGGCAAAAAUUCUUCAAUGAAGCUUGUACGUCACAACAACAGGCGAAGAAUUUUUGCACACUCGCAUCUGGUAUUAAAAAAUUCUCUACACUCUACCUACUGGAUCUUCUGUAUUCAUCGUUUUUAAGCAAUUAUGAUGAGAAGUUUUAUCCACAUUUGUUAUUCGAGAUUCAUGAGGCGGAAAUCAUCGACAAGAAUGCGUUUUUCAAAAAUUUUGUGUAUAAAGUUGUAAGUGAAUCGCUUGAUAGUCAGCGUUACGUACCACUGCUCGCAAUUCUAAAAGCAUUAUCUAUGAUUGUCCAUAAAACAAAAUCGGUUCCUGUGUUCGGUGGGAUUACUGCCCCAGUGGUUGUCAUGAUUGGCCAAAUCCUGGACCAAUGCAGAUGGGAUUUAGUCACUUACUCAGACUUACAUGAUGAAAUCGUGCGUCUUUCAAUAGAUUGCAUUCAGAUGACGAAUAAGACAUUUUUGCCGGUUGCAAUAGUCAAAGUGAAAGAGUGGAUCAGUAAUAAAGUGGGGACAUUUAGACCUCUUACGCAGUAUUACUUCCAAAAAUAUUCGUUGGCUGCCAACGAGCAACCAAAAACAUUUGAUGAGUUUUUGCGGGCAGGCCCAUUGGAUGAUGAUAUCAGCAUUGAAAAGUUCCUUAUUAAGAAUUACGUUCGAUGCACAAUGAAAGAGACCGAAUGGCUUGCAAGGAGCGAAAUCUUACGACCUCACAUCUCCAAUAUGAUACUCCUUCUGGAAAGUCUCGUUUCUGAUAUCGGUGAAAGUGCUAUAAAAAAUUUCCGACAUUCAAUUAUGAACUAUGCGAAUAUUGUUAAUAAAGUUUUACUGCCCGAUGUGGAAAACGAUGCUGAAAAGGCCGCAGAGUUAGGCUUUAAAAUACUCAAAAUUUUAAGUGAUACGCCGGCAUGUAUCUAUGAAGACAUCUUUAUGAAUUUCCAUGCUACCCUAUUAGAUGUUUUCGAAAAAUCAAAACCACUGAAUGAGGAGCAAAAACAGAAGAUAAAAGAUUUCGUAGGUUCAAUGAUAAAUUGUAAGGGUAAAGCAAUAUUUGUGCAAAAAUUCGAAGAAUUUUGAAAAGUAAUUUGUAAGUAAUUUCAUAAUGAAUAAGAAAUGU
Messenger RNA from Hermetia illucens (black soldier fly), 2847 nucleotides. RefSeq lists its product as uncharacterized. The record is from RefSeq and is a predicted model, not a curated record. Bases 171 to 2807 code for a protein of 878 amino acids. The transcript has 5 exons. Lineage: Eukaryota; Metazoa; Arthropoda; Insecta; Diptera; Stratiomyidae.